This is a messenger RNA of Striga hermonthica, 1620 nucleotides long. NCBI's taxonomy places the organism in Eukaryota, Viridiplantae, Streptophyta, Magnoliopsida, Lamiales, Orobanchaceae. The record is from the annotation of a GenBank genome assembly.
AUGAAGAUUUUUUCUUCUUCAAUUGAUAACUUUUUGAAAUCUCUUGUGGUCCUCUCUCUCCUCCUCACUGGCUAUGUGACAAGCACGAAAUCGAGGCCCUCAGCCGUUAACCAUUAUGGAGAUAUGUUAACCCCACCAUCUGCUCCAAUUUCGAACGGGAAUGAUGAUGAUGAUGGUUUCGGUUUCUUUGACAGAUUCCAUUUUGGAUCAAUUUUCGGGAAGCAACAACCGAAUCAGCCAGGAGAUGGUGGAGGAGAAGAGAUCCCUCCCGAAUACGAACAAGGAUCCACCACCAAAUCCUUAGGCUAUUGGAAGAUUCAUUCCCAAAAUGCCGGCGUUGCUGCCAUGCACAUACAACUAUUGCCCAAUGGGAAGGCCAUUAUGUACGACUCUACGAGCAAUGGGUUAUCGGAAAUCACGCUGAACCCACCCUCAUGUGCACCCCGAGUAGGAGGCAGACCCACAGAUCCUCAACAGGAUUGCACUGCUCAUGCCAUUGAAUAUGACGUCGAGACAGCUCAAAUUAGAACCCUAAAGCUGGAAACCAGUCCCUGGUGUUCAUCCGGAGGCCUAAACAAAAAUGGAGACCUUGUCUCUACAGGUGGAGAUAAAGCCGGCUUCCAGUCGGUCCGAUUAUUGAAGCAUUGCAAAAACUGUAAUUUCCAAGAGAACCCAAGAGCCCUCUACUCCAACCGCUGGUACGCAACCCAGGUGGCUCUCGACAAUGGCAGCUUCGCUCUGGUGGGUGGCCGCAACGCAUACAGCUACGAGAUCAUUCCUCCGGACACCCUCAACUUCACCCCACAGCUGAUGGAGCUGCCCCUUCUCGAGGACACGGACGACGAUGCUGGGCGUGAGAACAAUCUCUACCCCUUUGCCGCUAGGGACUGCGGGAGAUUGAAUUUGAAUGUGGAGGGCGGGCAGUGGGAGAAAGAGGACAUGCCCUCCCCACGUGUCAUGGGGGACAUGCUCCUACUGCCCAAUGGAGAUGUGCUCAUGAUCAACGGGGCAAAGGCCGGGACUUCGGCUUGGAAUGCCGCCAAAGAUCCCAACCUCACUCCCGUGCUCUAUAGUCCCAACAAAAGGGUAGGUAAGAGGUUCAAGGAGCUGGCGCCCACUGUUAUUCCAAGGAUGUACCAUUCGGUCUCCGCUGUCCUACCGAGCGGCGAAAUCCUCGUGGCCGGAAGUAACACGAAUCCCUUCUACAUGCUAGAGAAAUAUGAGGACGAUUACACGUUCCCGAGUGAACUCCGUGUCGAGAAGUUUUACCCGCCCUACAUGGCGCCUGACCAGAUUAAGUAUCGGCUUGAGAUAUUGAGGGGCCGGUCGGAGAAUUUGUUGAAAUAUGGUGUUGAGUUUGGUGUGGCCAUCAAUGCCAAAGGGAAUGAGAAUAUUGGGAAAGACGGUUACAUAAAGGUUACAAUGUACUCUCCGCCUUUCACCACGCACGGCUACUCUCAGAACCAGAGAUUGCUCAUUCUGAAGCUCAAAGAAGUGACCGAUGGAAAGAUCACAGCAGUUGCACCGCCGUCACCCACUCUUGCACCACCGGGCUACUAUCUUCUGUUUGUUGUUUAUCGUGACGUUCCCAGCCGUGGAAUCUGGGUGCACAUUCAGUAG